Messenger RNA from Lodderomyces margitis, 657 nucleotides. RefSeq lists its product as uncharacterized. Gene Ontology annotation, biological process: autophagy of mitochondrion. The transcript has a single exon. The coding region runs from base 1 to 657 and encodes 218 amino acids. The record is from RefSeq and is a predicted model, not a curated record. Lineage: Eukaryota; Fungi; Ascomycota; Pichiomycetes; Serinales; Debaryomycetaceae. Gene Ontology annotation, cellular component: mitochondrial outer membrane.
AUGUUUAGAACUUCAUUACCAACUAUCCUUAACCGUUCAGCGAUUGCAUCCACCAAAUCAUCAAUUCGAUUAUUAUCGAAUAAUAAACCCACGGCCUCAGCUACCAAUUUCUUCAUUCCUAGAUUGCAAACAACAACCACCAGAUCAAAUGCAAUUGUAGCUGCUGUAAAGCAGCAGCAGAAACAACGCAACAGCUACAGAUCCAAUUCAUCAAAUAUUUUCAAAUUAUUCUUUGCUAGUGCUGGUGCUUCAUUUUUGCUCACUGCGUCAUUUGCUAAAUCCAUCUAUAACGAUGUUGCCGCCGUUUCUACACCUAGACAACAAGUGGCGUCAAAUGUAACAAUUCACCCAGUUACCAAGCCUACAAAAUCUAGAUUUGGCAACAAUUUAAACUAUGAGGAGUUAACCAUUGGAUCAGUGACCGGUCUAUUUUUAGGAAUCAUAUUGGGUAAAUUGUCUCAAGUGUUUGUAUUUAUUUCAUUGAGCUCAUUUUUACUUGUUGAGUUUUUACAAAGUAGAAAUAUCAUCAAUAUUCCUUGGAAUUAUAUCUUCACUGUUGGUAAACAAAAGAUUGAUUUAAAACAAUUGGUAUUUGAGAAACCAAGUUUUAAAAUUUCUUUUAUAUUAUCAUUGAUUAUUGCUGCUUACAAUGUAUAA